UGCAUAACGCGCCGGCUCAGUUUUGCUUAUCGCGGCACAUUCGGCACUUUUUGCGGCGACCCACCGGCCCGCUCGGUUCUCACGAUGGCCUGUCCGCCCCUGAUCGGCCCCACAGCGGGAAAUUUUCCCCACCGAGAAAAUGCCCGGUAGGCCUAUGCCAGAUUGCCAGUCCAGCCCUGGGAGUGACUCACUCUCUCUCUCUCUCUCGCUCUCUCUCUCCACCAUCAGACUCCUGGAUUUCACACUGUCACAAAACUCUGAGGCAACGGUUUAAUCUCGGUUAAAGGGAUUGUGUGUUUGUGGAUGUUCAGAAACAGAAUCAAGAGUGAUGUAGUCCGGAUGACCGAGUGAAUCAUGGCACUGCUGAGAAAGAGAGGAAGUUGAGCAGAAGAAUGACAUACCACCGGCCCCGGCUGAACGGUUCAGAGGCGGUCGAGGACUGCGUGCAGGGGGCACUAUCCUCUCUCUAUCCUCCUUUUGAAAGCACCGCUCCUCCUCUACUCUCUCAGGUUUUCUCUGUGCUUGAGUCCACCUAUCAGCAUGACAGUUUGAGGUAUCUUCUGGAUUUCUUCAUUCCUGCCAAACACCUUCUGCACAGACUACAGCAGCAUGCAUGUUCUCAGUAUCUAGACUGCCUCUUCUUGCACUCUGGUUGGCCACUGUGUUUGGAAGAGAAGGUGGUAGUACAACUGUCCACUUUGGAUUGGAGACUCUUGCAUAGUACAGACUUCUACUUACAGGUGGUGCCCUUCUCGACACGUUGCCCUCGCCUAGCCCUUAAGUGCCUCGCACUUGGCGGGAGAAAUGUACAGGAGGUGUUAGUGCCCGAGUCACAGCACCCGCUUGUGUUCACUGCGGAGUGGCUACAUUGCAUCAACAAGGAACGUGGCUGCAAGAGAGAAGGUGGAGGAUGUUUGGACACUUGUCUGGUGAGUACAUGUGACGGAGUGGUCCGUAUUCCAUGGGAAGAGGUGGUUUACCCCAAACUACUGCACAAUCCCUCUGACCUUCUCCAAAACAAUUCUAACCUGACUGAUCUGUCCCACCCCUCAGGGGGUCUGGGCCUUGGCUGGGGCUCCUCUUCUGAAGAGCAUGAUUCCUGGUCGUGGGAUGAAGAGGAUGACUUGCCUCCAGAUGGGGACGAGGCAGAGAUUGAGACUGUAUUAGAACGCCUGCGCAGAAGCAGUGACCACGUCGUAGCUGAUGGCGCUGGAGAUUAUGUUGAGCUGCUAGAGCCUCGAGGAGGCCCUGAUGGUGGUGCUGAUCCUAAACAGCGCUAUUUGGAGAUGCAUGGGAUAUGUAAGACCAAAACACUGCCAAUGUGUAGAAGGAGUAAAGCAAUCCGGCUAAAGAGGAGUAAAGUGAAAGGGUUUGGAAGAACCGAACCUGGGGGAAGGGCUGGAGGUCUGGUACGAAAGGACAGCAACAACAAUGGAAAGGUUGGUGUCGGGUCUUGCAAGGACUUGGCUAGCUCACGGCCCAUGCCACGUGUCAUCGAUUUGGGUUGUGAGAGGCGUUCAUGUCCCUCUCCAUUCCAAGAUUUAGGUGGGAGAGAACUAGUAGGUCUGGAAAGCAGGGCACUUUUUAAGGACAAUCCGGGCAAGGAGAGGAGGCCUGGGGUAGGAAAAGAGAGAGAUGGGGCUGGGUCUACACUGCCCCGGGAGGAGAGUCAGAGAAGGAGGGGAUCCAUCAGGCGAUGUUCCAUAGAUACUGAUGAUGUGGGAAAGAACAAAGCAGAGAAUCUUGAGGAGGGACAACAGGACCACAACCAAAGAUCACACACUGUUUCUGAUGAUAACAUUUUGGCCAGCAAUUUAGAUGGAAGGGGAAGUAAAAUUGAAACAUUAGUAAAUCCCACCAAUGGUUCAGAUAAUGAAGGCAUCCCAUUGGCUUUUCAUGGGGAAACAGAAAAAAUAAACAGGCAAUUGGCUGGUGGAUCUGAGACAAGCAAGACACCACUCCCAAAUACUUGCCUGAGAAGUCAGUUGGACUCAUCACAUUGCGUUCAAAGCAAAACCAAACACAGAGAUAACACCAAAGAUCAGAAAACAGAUAAAAGUCAGCCACCAUCAGGUAGUGUGAGUUCCACUGGAGAAAAGCAUGUUGGGAAGUCAGAGAAUUGUGUUUGUCCCAGUGGAAAAGAAGUAAAAACUGGAGGAUUCAGAGCUCCCAGGAGGAAGAGGAAAGCCAAAGGAGGCAAAGGAAAAGUCAAAUCCAAUCGCUGUCUCCAACAAAAAGGCAAGGGUGACCACACAGCCUCUAAGAACCAGACCAAAGCAGCACCCCCAAGUGUCUCAACCAAAUUAUCAAACAACCAUUCUAGCCGACCAGAGGGGGCUUAUCAGAUUUCAGAAGUUUGCAAAGACUUUGUACCAGUCACUGACACAGAAAGCGAUGCAAAGUCAGAUGCCAAAGAAAGCAAAUCUGGCACAUCAUUUUCUGAUCAAACCCCCAAGGAACUGGUUUUAUCAUUAUCUGCCUCUAACUUGGAAUUUAAAGGCCCCCCUCCCUACCUUCGAGACUUAGAUUUCAAUCUCCUGCAAUCAGGAAAACUAAUGUUAACAGGUACUAUGGACAGACUGGGGCGAGCAUUGGUUGUUACAGAAAGUCACCUCCCAGAUGAUGGCUGGAACACAGAUGAAAUUAUCAAAGUGUUGUCGUGCUAUUACACCAUCACCAGACCUAUGGCUAGGGAGAAGGGCCUUACUGUGAUAGUGGACAGCAGAAAGUCUGCCCCGUCUGAACUUUGUAUCUCUGCACUGAAGCUUUUCAAGGGACAGGUGGCAGAAGGACUUGACUCGGUUCUUAUUCUAACUGAAGAACAAGAAGAAUCAAUCCAGCUCUGUCUGGAUGGAAUAGAGGUGCAUGCUGUGCGAGGUACUGUCAUCCUUCAGCAGUUUGUGGACAAGCAGCACCUGCCCAGAGAGAUGGAUGGAGAUUUUAACCACUCACAGGUUGACUGGCUGGCUUUCAGAAUGAGUCUGGAACAGCUGACGGAGCGCUGUGACAGCGCCCUCACCCUGCUGGGAGACGCACUACAGUCUAUGGACACAGAACCACUUCCUGACUGCAUUAAGAAUGUUCCCCUCAGUGUUGACAAACACAGACAGUUAAUGACAAGCAUCCUCACUGACCAACGGCUGACGGAGCUGCAGCAGAGGGGUGGGGCUUGGCUGGCAGGUCUGGCCAAUGGGACGUCAGGGUUGGCACAGAGAUCCCCAGACUGCAAGGCUGCUUUGGCAGUGACAUCUAACCUGUAUGAAAGCGUCGAUGAUGCGCUUCACCGCCUGGUGCGUGUGUCCAAUCAGAGGGGUCGUGACCUGGAAGCACUGGGGAGAUUGGCUGCACUUGUUGAUAGACUGGAAAAGUGUGAUCGGGAGAUUGAGCACGUGCAGGAGCAGUUGGAGGACUAUAAACAUCCUCCUCUGUCACUCAGCAGACUGUCACUCAAACAGCACAAGUUCAAGGGCCUCAGAGGAUCUGCUAUGGAGCUUAAUAGUGAGACUCUGGUUUUGCUGGGAGAGGUGGAGAGCUGGUCUGAGCUGGACUGGGCUGGUCUGGGGACUGUGCUGGAUAAACUCCCUCCAAUCAGGGAGAAAGUGCAAGACAUGUCUCACUGCCUGUCUGACUGCUGGACGCAGCUGGACAACACACAGAGACUGCUGUCCACACUUACUGAGGCAUCUCAGUGGUGUGAUUUGGUGUCGUCCACCUCUCCAUCCUCUUCCUCAUCCUCUCCUCUCUCCUCGCUCCCUCCCAUCCCUCCGUCCCGUUUCCAGGACGCUCGCGCUCUUGCACUGGAUCUGGGCGGAGGGGCUCUGCUGGAGCUCUGGUCGCAGACUCUGGAGCGUUAUCAGAAAACACUAGCUCAGUUUAAGAGCCGAAUCCUGCAGGUGGAGAGGGGCCCAUCAGGAGCCCAAGACCAAGACUCCAGCGGACGAGGAAAGACACCUGCCUCCAGUACGUCCAGUUUGGGGGAGUUAGAGGGCGAGAUCGAGCCGGAUUGGUGCCCUGGAGGAGGAGGAGGAGAGGGCGGAAUGCAGUCAUGGGGUUCGCUGGCGUCUCUCUUCCGGCCGCAGAACUGCUCGACGCUGAAGACCGGAGAGGAGAAGAAGAAAGAGGGAGUGAAUCCAGGAGGAGGGAAGUUUUUGCAAAACCUACUGCAUCCCUCCAAGAAAAGUCCCACAGACCCCACUCUCCCACCCAAACCCCCUCGCAAGCGGCACCCCAGUUUUGACCUUCAGGCUCUUCUCGCCCCACGCCGGUCAGUUGCCAUGACUAAACCCAUGGAGUCUACUUCAGGCCCGUCCUCCCCGCUGUCGUGGCUGGGCCGCCGGACGCUGACAGACCCGAUCCUCAUGGCAGGGGUGGCAGCGGCCGUUCCGGGCUGGAAGGACUCUGCUGGAGGAGCUGGAGGAGGAGGAGUGCUCAUCAGAGGAGUGGAGGUCAGCAGUAAAGAGGUGGCAGAUCAUACAGGCUUCACACGUCAACAUGUGCUGCUCAGCCGCACUGAAAGAGGGACAGGAGUGGAGAGAGCCGGAGUGACCGCACAAAGUAAGCUGUACUUACAGUGGUGCCGUCUGCUCAGCACAGAGAGGCAGUAUGUAGCUGUUCUUAAAGGUGUAGAGGAGAAUUACCUGCCUCUGCUGGAAUCUUCAGAUGUCCCGUCAGCUCUGAGAGGAAAGACAGAGUCACUCUUCUGUAACUGGAAAAGCCUCUCUUCUUUCCACUCGCAGUUACUGCUGCCUGCCAUGGAAGGUGCUCUCUCCCAGACACUACAGCAAAACGACUGCUUCAGUAAAUACAAGGAUCAGUUCCUGUUAUAUUCCCAAUACAUCCAUAUGAGACCCGAGCCGGACGCACUGUUGAUCAGCCAGGCUGCUGACUUCUUUAGGUCAAAGCUGUCUUCCUCUCUUGUUCCUGCCCCUCCAUUUCCUCAGUGUCUCUCGGCCCCCAUUCAGAGACUGGAGCAGUACUGUCAGACACUAGAGGAACUGGGCGGUCUCAAUCCCACCUCUGACUCCGCCCUGUCUAUUCUAAGACAUGCCCAGAGGCAUGGAGAGGAUCUGCGAGCCAGUGAUGUCAUCAAGGGGUGUCCGAUACCAGUGGCGGAGCGUGGAGAUCUGGUGCGUCACGGUGAGCUGUGCGUGUGUGGUGGAAAUCGACGGAAGAAGAUGGGUGUGAGGAACAUCUUCCUUUAUCAGAAUUAUGUCAUCUUUACCAAACACAAAACACCCAGCCCUGGAUACAGCGUAUACAGCUUCAAACACAGCAUAAAGACCGGUGAGAUGGGUCUCACUCAGAAUGUCGGUGAGGAUGGACUGAAGUUUGAGGUGUGGGUAAGACAGUCAUCUCGAACCAGGGACUGUCUCACUCUCCAGACCUCUAGUGUCCAGGAGAGAGAAGCCUGGACUCAUGACAUCGCACAACUGCUCUGGAAUCACGCCAUGCAUAACACAGAGUUGUGUCUGAAGGAGUCUCUGUGCAUGGGGGUUUCCAGUAAGCUUCUACUGGAUGUGACUGGCACUCAAAUCUCAGAGAUGGACUCCAGUUUCAGCCUGAACGACAGAGUUCAGAGCAGCUGUUCAGACUCCUCUUCUGUGGGCAGCCUGAAAGAGGGCGACUCGCCCGCCUCUGCAAGAGAUUCAAAGAGGAACACUAAUCAAGCAGGACACACUCAGAACUCUUCACCAUCGACUUCUGUGUGAAUAUCUCACCAAAAAAUAAACAAACACAAAACGGGUGCUGUUUCAUUCAUCUACAACACGAAAUUGUUGCUUCCACACACAUAUAUACGACUGGGACAACUGGACAACUGGACAUAAACUCGACCAUGUGAUGCACAAAGCUGCAGGAAUACAGUAUUGCAGACUGAAGCCUGGAGCUCGGCUUUUCAUUUAUUUGCUCUUUUUAAUUUUCAGGUACUGACUCAAAGCACAGUGGAACAAUUGAAACUAUACUCUAAGAUUAUAAAGUCAACAUGACAUCAAAUGGACCCUUUCUACUUUCUUCAUUGACAUUCCUGGUCUUAUUGUGCAUGUUUCUCGCACUUUUCAAUGGAUCAAAAGUGUCCUCGUUGAAUAUUAUGUCCACAUUAUGGAAGUAAAAUGGGUUGUUUAUGCCAUUUCAUGUUGACUUUAAGGUGAAUAUAUGUGUGCUUGUCUUUGUAUAACAGUAAGAUUGAAAUGAAGAACAAAACGCUUAAAUUGUGAGCUAUGCUCAUGUUGUUCACCAAAUGUGCUCUUUCAUACAGCAGUUGCUUGGACCUGCAUGACGUUAUUGCUUUAUUUGAAAUGUUUAAUUCUGCGGUUGCUGCAAAUAUGGACCAAAUCCAAACCAAAAACACUGUCAUGUGUUCUGCAAGAUUUUGCCCAAUGCAAACUCUUGAAUUAUUACAAGUAGCACUUUUUCUGUAAGCGUAUCUUUUUGGAAGAUAGUUUCCUCUGAUUGCAGCUUAUCUCAAGUGGCACUUUGUGAAGUUCUAUGGAGCUAAACCGUGCAACACAUUUGUAUAUGAAACUCGGACUGUUGCGUGUUUUUGGCCGAGGACACAUCUGGUAUUUCAGCUGAGGCCCAUCUCCAUCUCGCAGUGUUGAAAAAGAGAGAACGUUUUCUUCUUCUUUCUCUGAAACACUGAGUUUUGUUAAGCACCAGCUGUCUUUUAUUGCCAUGGCCAAUCAGAGAGCUAAAUCCCGGCCUGAAUUUCAAAAGAGAGACGUUAUGGAUGGUGUGUUUUAUGAGUUAUGUAAUUAGUUAACUCCGCCUUCGGCUUUGCCAUUAACAACAGUCUUAAUCUUACACAGUAUUAGAUGCAUGCUGGAACGCUAAUCUACUCAAAGGUUUGAGUUCAACCGAGUAAAAACUGACUUCAGCUUUGACUCAAGCAACUGUAAUCCACUUCUGAAUUUAUGAGGUCUGACUCUGGAAAAUCCUCCUUUUAUAAGCUUUUAUUUCAAGUCAUAUGUCUUGCGUUACAUAUUUUAGAUGCUGGAAAGUGCAAGUUUUUCGUUUACUGAUAAAACAAAAGCCAAACAAAAUGAUGCCGUCCUCGUGCUAAAGAGUGCGUCUAGUUGUUCAUUGAGCAUUGAGAAAAUCAUACAUAAAAUCUCUUGAAUAUCUCAAUUGUGGCUCCUAGACAUCUUUCAUUCGAGAUUAAAUGGAGAAAAAUGUUGGCGGAAUGUUUCUUGAAUCUCACAUGUCUCCUCUAGAUUUUCAGAAGAGAUCGUUUCACUGGAAAAUAAGACCAAAUAAGAGGCAAAAUUAUACAAUAUAUUUUGUUUUGCUUGAAGAUGGAUGGAUGGAUGGAUUUUGUUUUGCUUUCAGAGGAAUCUAACACAAUUUAGUACCGCUUAUGCUUGUAGCAAGAACUAUCGCCAGUGGAGUCAAAAGAAUAGCUAGAUUUAAAGGGAAAACAUGUUUAUUACUAUUUCCCCUUUGGUAAAUAGGUUUUUCAUGUCUUAAUCAUAAACCACUCCAAAUUUUGUAAGAUUUCACUGAAAACAAGACUUGAUAUCUUAUACCACUCUGCUUCUCAAGUAUUUUUUUUAUUUUAAGGAUGUUUAGAUGUUUUUACUGGAAAAUAAGACAAAAAUACUCCGUAAGAAAAUAAUUUUUGCAGUGUUGUGGUCUUAAAAUAGGUUCCUCUUCAACAAUGUCCCAGUAAUAUCUCAUGUGUCUCCUCUAAAGUUUCAGAAGGGAUCUCAACAAUGUCUUAAACUGUUCUCGGAUUUGCCAAUAUAGCAAAGUCUACAAACAGAAGUCAUGAGAUCUCAAUUUGAACUCAUCAAAUUCUUCUAAGACCAAAUUAUCUGAGCUAUGCUCUUCCUGUAUGUGAACAUUUGACUCUCUAAGGCAUUUUAGAAUAAGCAUGUCAAUACAACUGAGAACUUUAACAAUGGAAGAGCAAACCGUUUUUCCUCUGCACUGCAAAAGAAAAAACUAAGUAAAUCAUAAAAAUGCAUCCUAAGAAAUUUUGUCUCGUUUUCCAUUAAAACCUUCUUAAACAAUAAGAUAUUUUCAGGGGUCCCACAGUCAUGGAAAACCUGGAAAAUUUUAAAAUAGUGUUUUCCAGGUCUGGACAAAUCAUGGGAAUUAAUUCAAUCUCGAAGACUUUGUAUUAAUUUUGUACUCUGCUCUAAAAUAUUCCAUCGGUUAGAUAUUGCUCUUGUGUAGAGGAAAACAUGCGCCCAAUCCAAAGUAAUAUCCGAUUUGUCAGGUUUUGUUCUUUUGAGCCUGUUCUUUUCAAUGAAUUAGUCGAAACGAAAAAUUUAGAAAAAAGUGUCUAAAUGAUUUGUUAGCAAAUUGGUACGAUUCAAAAUGACUUUGAUCAAUAUGUAUCGGGAAAAGUCAUGGAAAUGUAAAAAGGGUGGGAAUCCUGUAUUUUCUCUUUUUUUUUUUUUUUUUGAGAGAGAUCUAACCAAAUGAGGUAACAUUUAUGCUUAUGACAUAAAAAGCUAUUUGGCAAGAAGAAGAAAACUCGAUUCAAAGAAAGAACCAUCUUAUUUUUCUUCCCCAAUUGGCAGGUAGUCUUUUCUUGUUUUAAGCAUUAACUCCACCAUUUUUUGUUGCAUUUCUCUGAAAACAAGUAUUAUUAUCUGCUUCUCAAGUAACAUUUUUAAUAAGACCAAAAUAUGCAGUAUUGAUUUUUGGAGCCUGGACUGCCAUGUUACUAAAACAGUAUUUUGAGUUUGUUUGUUGCUUCAUGUUUUGAGUUUCCUCCAUCAUUUAUGCACUUCAGAAGAUGAAUCCUGUUGUUGAAAAAGAUGGAUCGCUUUAAAACGAGUGUAGGACUCAAAAAGUGAAGAUCGCCCAAACCUGCGCAACUGUGGGAGGAAUGUCCUGUAUCUACAGCACUAAACCCACAUUCAGGCCAAAAAUACUCUCCGCAGCGGGGUGUGUGUACGAUCCAACUCUCUCCAAACCAUAAAUACCUUGGCGUGAUUCAUAGUUUUGAUUGUAAACAGGACUGUGUGCCAAAGAAACAAGCUGUCUUUAUAAGCCUCAUCUUGUAUGAAUGUUUACAUUUGUUUAAUGCCUGAUGUUUGCAUGCUACAUCUCAACCAUGUUAACUUUGUAACUGAUUGAAUUGCCUUUGUGUGAAUUAUGAUAAGUAUGAAGCAAAUGAAGUUGUUUCCCUUUUCUUCCCGCAGCCAUUUUACAGCUCGAUGACAUUUAGUGCAUAUGAGAGCAUUAUGGGAUAGACACUUGACAACAUAACUGACACUCUGGAAAUGGCAGCCACUCGGUGACCAACAGAAGGGAUUGCAUUUUUUGAAAGAGGAAGAGAUGAAAAGAGUGCAGAGAGAGAGAGGGAGGAGUGACAGAGAUGAAAAAGGGGCCAAAGACAGUUGAUGGUAUGAUGGGAAAUGAAGGAGGGACAGACGGAGAGGCACAGAGAGGGGAUACGAAAGAAUGAGAGAGAUGAGUGAGGGGGAAAGUCGAGAGAGAGAGAAAGAGAGACAGACUGAGUGUGAGAAAGGUAUGGCUGAGGCCAGAGAAGUUUUUUGUCUAAUAGAAAUGUGAAGAGAGGGAGAGAAUGGGUUGAAAUGGGAAAUGGGGAGCAGAAAGAGAGAUAGUGUGAGGAUUAGAGAGAGAGUUUGGGGGGAGGCAGUGAGACUCUGGCGAACAAAGAGAACGUGGAGAGAAUGAGUUGGGUGAAACAUCAAAGGGAUUUUUCGGCCGUGUUACCGGGACAACAGACAUUUGCAUACGAUUAGCUUUUUACAUCAUAUUAAGGAGGGAUGGGGCGAGUGAGGGAAAGCAUACAACAUAAAGAGAGAGAGAGAGAGAUGGUGGUCACUCAGACUGACUUAUGUGCUGACAAGCGGCCAUUUGUCUUCUCAAGAUCAUGCGAUGAAGAUGAAAAUUAGACAAAGUAAAACGCAUGCAAAGUUAACCAAAUCUUACUAAAUCUAAAGAAAAAGUACAUUUUAAACAAAUGAGCAUUUUCAUCAUGCAUCUGGAUGUGUUUUUUAUUAUUCCUAUCAUUCUCAACAGGGAUUCUUAUUACUUUAAUGCAGUGUUGUAUUACGGUAAACAUGAAUGUACUACAAUUAUAUUUAUAUAUGGGUGCUGAUUCUUAAGAAAAUGUCCUGGUCAUAGUUAAUUCCAGGACACCUGGCAGGUGACACGGUGCGGUCUAAAAUUCCUACAUAUUAUUUUCUAGACAGGUACGCACACACCGCCAACGCUGAGCAACAAAAUUCUGCAGUGCGGUGGAGCGAAACUCGCAUAUUAUCCAUUAAAUUCAACUCAAAUCAUUAUCAAAGGAUAAAGAUUAUUUAGUCUAGCCAUCACUGGAUGGUCUGUUGUGUGUAUGUAUCGUUCAUAUUUUCAGUUACAUGUGUCUUUUUGUGGUUUGACAGCUUAUUUAACCUAUUCACAGAGAAAUUGCAUAAUAAACGUCACCAUUUCUAAACGUUCAGUUUGCGCAGUUCCAUCAGUUCCAUACAACAACCUGUAAUGAACCAUUUUCAUUCUUGAUGAAGUACAAAAACCUUUGUAACUUUGGACUGCUAUCUGCUGUGCAUUGGCAAAUAUAUUGCAUUAUUGUAGCAGACAAGUAAAGCACUGAUACAAUACAUAAAGUGGCUUUAG
This is a messenger RNA of Xyrauchen texanus (razorback sucker), 10596 nucleotides long. It is a transcript of the gene arhgef40, whose product is annotated as Rho guanine nucleotide exchange factor (GEF) 40. The transcript has 28 exons. Gene Ontology annotation, molecular function: guanyl-nucleotide exchange factor activity. Bases 393 to 5708 code for a protein of 1771 amino acids. NCBI's taxonomy places the organism in Eukaryota, Metazoa, Chordata, Actinopteri, Cypriniformes, Catostomidae. The record is from RefSeq and is a predicted model, not a curated record.